UAUUCAAGAUACAUCGAUUUAUCACUUAAAUAUGACAUGACCUCUGCUGCCGAACGUGAUGGUGUUGAAAAUAUACAAAAAACUAAAGUAAUUACAAGACGUGUCACUUUAGUCCAGUUAAUGGAAUCAUAUUAUAAAAACAAUGAAUUAAAGAUACGGGUAUCACGUUAUAAUGGCAAUUUAUAUAUGGUAAUGGAAGGAGAAGAUAAGUCAUUACAUGAGUUGAGAGCAGUUGAAACGUUAUAAUGGCAAUUUAUAUAUGGUAAUGGAAGGAGAAGAUAAGUCAUUACAUGAGUUGAGAGCAGUUGAAACACAUCACGGCCGAUUCCACAAAUUGUUAUUUACUGAUUCACCCGAUAAUCCACCAAAUAUAGAUGAACCAGGUGAUGACAACAUUAAACUAGUUGGAAUACAAAGAAGUAACUUUGGUAAAUAUGAUAUUAUUUACACAGGCGAAAUACAAGGAAUCGAUUCCAAUGAAGAAAUCAAAGAUUUUGAUGAUAUCGAUGCUCUCAAUAGUUGUCGUUUUGUAUAUUCUAAGCAAAUGUGGAGUAGAUUGAAACAUAAAGACCACAGAUAUUUAACAUAUUGGCUGCAAUCAUAUUUAUCUAAUGUUGAAGAUGUUUAUAUUGGCUAUAAAAUCAAAGAUGGAAUUAUUGUGCAACCCAUAGAACGAAAAGCCGUAGCAGAUAUACCCAAGAAUCGUUUUUGGCAGCCCUCGAUUUGUACUGGUUUUUUAAAUGAGUUUUUGCAAAAUGUAGAAAAAUGCAUGUCUUCAGUCAACUGCUUAAACACUGUCUUUUUGUUUCACUAUGAUCAAAAGAACAAACGCUUCAGUUAUGAAAUAUUUAAAGGUCAAACUGAAAAAACUUUUAUAUCUGAAGAGUAUAUGAAAUAUUGCAUGGAAAAGUCAAAUGCAUAAUUCAUUUAUUAAACUUACAUUUCUUUUGAAUUUGGAAAU
Messenger RNA from Calliphora vicina (urban bluebottle blowfly), 961 nucleotides. RefSeq names its product decapping nuclease DXO homolog. Gene Ontology annotation, cellular component: cytosol; nucleus. The coding region runs from base 260 to 922 and encodes 220 amino acids. Gene Ontology annotation, molecular function: mRNA 5'-diphosphatase activity. The transcript is spliced from 4 exons. NCBI's taxonomy places the organism in Eukaryota, Metazoa, Arthropoda, Insecta, Diptera, Calliphoridae. The record is from RefSeq and is a predicted model, not a curated record. Gene Ontology annotation, biological process: NAD-cap decapping; nuclear-transcribed mRNA catabolic process.